Molecule: messenger RNA, 2772 nt
Organism: Eruca vesicaria subsp. sativa (arugula)
Lineage: Eukaryota; Viridiplantae; Streptophyta; Magnoliopsida; Brassicales; Brassicaceae
Source: the annotation of a GenBank genome assembly
AUGUCCUCUUGCCUUCACCUUCAUCUCCCUCCGUUAUCUCAACCGCUUCCGUUUUCCCGCCACAAACGCCGUUACCCUCUUCGCGCCACAAAAACCUCUUCAUCACUAACGGAACUCUCCAACACCGUCAAUGUCGUCUCCCCACCUUCAAAACUCAUCUCUCAGUCACGCUCACCGGAGUUUUGGAUCGAUUCCCUCCGCUCCAAAGUCCGAUCAAACCUCCUCCGCGAAGCCGUCUCAACUUACAUUGACAUGAUCGUUCUCGGCAUAAAGCCAGACAACUUCGCCUUCCCGGCUCUACUAAAAGCCGUCGCCGACCUAAACGACGUCGUUUUAGGGAAACAGAUCCACGCGCACGUGUUUAAAUUCGGAUACGGAGCUGACUCCGUAACCGUCGCGAACACGCUCGUGAAUUUCUAUAGAAAAUGCGGAGAUUUUAGUGCUGUCUGCAAGGUGUUCGACAGAAUUCCCGAGAGAAACCAAGUCUCUUGGAACUCGUUGAUUUCUUCGUUGUGUAGCUUCGAGAAGUGGGAGAUGGCGUUGGAGGCGUUUCGUUGUAUGUUGGAUGAUGACGUGGCGCCGAGUUCGUUUACUUUGGUGAGUGUAGCUAUGGCUUGUUCGAAUUUGCGUGAGGGGUUGUUGUUUGGUAAGGAGGUUCAUGGGUAUAGUUUGAGGAGAGGUGUGUUGAAUUCGUUUAUGGUGAAUGCUUUGGUGGCUAUGUAUGGUAAAUUGGGGAAGUUGGGGUGUUGUAAAGUUUUGCUUGGGGGUUUUGGAGGUCGUGAUUUGGUGACGUGGAACACUUUGUUGAGCUCUUUGUGUCAGAACGAGGAGUUUGUUGAGGCGUUGGGGUAUUUGAGAGAGAUGGUGUUGGAAGGUGUUGAGUCUGAUGGGUUUACUAUUUCGAGUGUGCUUCCUGUUUGUUCACAUUUGGAGUUGUUGAGGACGGGGAAGGAGAUUCAUGGGUAUGGUUUGAAGAAUGGGGCUUUGGAUGAGAAUUCUUUUGUUGGGAGUGCUUUGGUUGAUAUGUAUUGUAAUUGUAAGCGAGUGGUGAGUGCUCGUCGUGUGUUUGAUGGGAUUUUUGAUAGAAAGAUUGGUCUUUGGAAUGCUAUGAUCGCUGGAUAUGCGCAGAAUGAGUAUGAUGAGGAAGCGUUGUCUUUGUUUAUUGAAAUGGAAGAAAGUUUUGGGGUUUUAGCUAACACGACCACAAUGGCAAGUGUUGUACCUUCUUGUGUUCGUUCUAAUGCAUUUUCUAGAAAAGAAGCUAUCCAUGGUUUUGUCUUGAAGAGAGGUCUAGGAGAAGAUAGGUUUGUGCAGAACGCAUUGAUGGAUAUGUAUUCUAGGCUGGGAAAGAUCGAUAUCGCAGAGAUGAUAUUUAGUAAAUUGGAAGAUAAAGAUUUAGUUACAUGGAACACGAUGAUUACAGGUUAUGUGUUCUCAGAAUGUCAUGAGGAUGCUCUUCGUGUGCUACACAAGAUGCAAAACUUUGAAAGAAAAGCUGAUCUGAAACCUAACUCCAUCACUCUGAUGACAAUCCUCCCUAGUUGUGCUGCACUGUCAGCAUUAGCAAAGGGGAAAGAGAUCCAUGCUUACUCCAUCAAGAACAAUUUGGCAACUAGUGUGGCUGUAGGAAGCGCUUUAGUUGACAUGUACGCAAAAUGUGGCUGCCUCCACAACGCUAGAAAAGUGUUUGAUCAGAUUCCAAUAAAAAACGUCAUAACCUGGAAUGUCAUCAUAAUGGCUUAUGGGAUGCAUGGAAACGGGCAAGACGCCAUAGAUCUGCUCAAAAUGAUGAUGGUUCAGAAAGUAAAACCAAACGAGGUUACAUUCAUCUCAGUGUUUGCAGCUUGUAGCCACUCAGGGAUGGUUGAUGAAGGAAUGAGAAUAUUCUACAAUAUGCAAAACGAAUACGGUGUUGAACCUAGCUCAGAUCACUAUGCAUGUGUUGUAGAUUUGCUUGGAAGAGCUGGUAGAGUUGAAGAAGCAUAUCAGCUCAUCAACACGAUCCCUCUUUAUUUCGACAAAGCUGGAGCUUGGAGUAGCCUCCUAGGUGCUUGUAGGAUUCACAAUAACCUAGAAAUUGGAGAAAUAGCUGCUCAGAAUCUCAUUCAGCUUGAACCAGACGUAGCUAGUCACUAUGUGCUACUUGCUAAUAUCUACUCAUCAGCAGGUCUAUGGGAGAAAGCAACAGAGGUAAGGAGAAAAAUGAAAGUGAAAGGCGUGAGAAAAGAACCUGGAUGUAGCUGGAUCGAGCAUGGAGAUGAAGUACAUAAGUUCAUAGCUGGUGACUCGUCUCACCCCCAAAGCGAAAAGCUCCAUGGAUAUCUGGAGACCUUGUGGGAGAAAAUGAGAGAACAAGGGUAUGUACCUGACACGUCUUGUGUGCUUCACAAUGUAGAAGAAGAUGAGAAAGAGGUUUUGCUAUGUGGACACAGUGAGAAGCUAGCGAUUGCGUUUGGGAUACUCAACACAUCACCGGGUACUGUUAUAAGAGUGGCUAAAAACCUCAGGGUUUGUAAUGACUGUCAUCAAGCCACAAAGUUUAUCUCAAAGAUUGUUGAUAGAGAGAUCAUAUUGAGAGAUGUUAGGAGGUUUCAUCAUUUUAAGCAUGGAACUUGCUCCUGUGGAGACUAUUGGUGAAACAUGAAAGACAUGAUGCAUCAAAAUUUCUCCCGCUGUAUAAUUUUGUAAGUGUUGAUUCUUGUAUAAUUCGCUGUACCAUAAAAAAGCUGCUUAUUUUUUGCUGAGAAAGCAAUGACCGAACGUUAAGAUUAA